This is a messenger RNA of Heterocephalus glaber (naked mole-rat), 774 nucleotides long. RefSeq names its product mitochondrial ribosomal protein L34 (gene Mrpl34). NCBI's taxonomy places the organism in Eukaryota, Metazoa, Chordata, Mammalia, Rodentia, Bathyergidae. Gene Ontology annotation, molecular function: structural constituent of ribosome. The record is from RefSeq and is a predicted model, not a curated record. Gene Ontology annotation, biological process: translation. Gene Ontology annotation, cellular component: mitochondrial large ribosomal subunit; ribosome.
CGGAGCCUCCGGGGUCGUGAGCGGCGCCUCCGGGGUCGUGAGCGGCGCGCACGGCUUGAGCAGCUGCGGGACAUGGCUUUCUGGGCCGGGUCCAUGUUGGGCCCCGCCGGUAGGUCGGCGGCGUUGCUGGGUGGCAGGCUUCGUCCCCACUGGCUCCAGCCCCGGGUGUGGCUGGGGCUUCCUGACCCGCUGCAGGUCCGCGGCAAGGCCUGCGGUAACGAGUACCAGCCGAGCAACAUCAAGCGCAAGCGCAAGCAUGGCUGGAUCCGGCGCCUGAGCACCCCGGGCGGCGUGCUGGUCGUGCUGCGCCGCAUGCUCAAGGGGCGGGUGUCGCUGAGCCACUGAGCACCGGGAGCCUCGGGCCUCCGCAGCGUGCAAGCGCGGAAGACACAGACAGGAGCGCACCUGAUUGUGAGGCUGGCCUGGGGUUGGGAGGACUGGAAGUGGGGGCGUGGCAGCCACACUUGCCCCGGGUCCCCUUGGCGCGUUUGCACUGUGGAGACUUCCGUACCCACCCAGUCGUCCACGGAAGGGAACCGCGCCGCUCACCCCAGAUCCCCGGCACGCAGCGUGACCGCCAGCCACCCACAGCCUUCCGCCUCCCCCAAGUUACUUGGAAGCUGAUCUCAGGCAUCGGAUUAUUUUCUGUGAAUAUUUCAGACUGCGUCUCCAAGAUAAGGACUCUUGAAAGCAUAGUCACGAAUUUAUCGUGUCUCCCCUAAAUGAUCAUUAGUUUCUAAACAUCAUUAAAUGUCUACUACAUGCCCAAAUCUC